Messenger RNA from Nelumbo nucifera (sacred lotus), 3137 nucleotides. Its product is annotated as U-box domain-containing protein 3-like. NCBI's taxonomy places the organism in Eukaryota, Viridiplantae, Streptophyta, Magnoliopsida, Proteales, Nelumbonaceae. Gene Ontology annotation, biological process: protein ubiquitination. Gene Ontology annotation, molecular function: protein binding; ubiquitin-protein transferase activity. The record is from RefSeq and is a predicted model, not a curated record.
CGCUCGGAUCGUCUUGAUAUUGGUUUCAUACUUUCAUCUCUUCUCCCGUCUUCGCUUUUUUCUUUUAUUUAUUUCACCGGAAAAAGCCAAACAUAUCUGCAAUUAAGAAAAGGACCGAGGAAAGCAAGGCAUGAGAAGAUCGCAGUGAGGGUUCUGGGAGAGGAAAAGUAAAAAAUGCACCGUUUUGGGCUUGCCGACUACUGGGUUUGGGUUGUUCUGUUUGUCCAUCAACAAGCUUAAGCCACAGCAACAGAGGUCUCAUGGACACAAGAUCUAUAAGAUGUCUGGUUAACAGCUUUUCCCGAUUUAUUCAUCUAGCAGCCUGCCAGACAGUGAAAUCUGUACCCAUACAGAAGGAUUACAGAUAUAUGGUGGGCUUAUUGAAACUUUUAAAACCUGUUCUUGAUGAAGUUGUUGACCACAAGGUACCAAUGAAUGAACAUUUACUCAAAGAAUGUGAAGAAAUGGAUGUGGCUGUUAAUGAGGCUAGGGAGUUCAUGGAGAAAUGGUCUUCUAAGAUGAGUAAGAUAUGCAGUGUUCUACAGAGUGAGCCAUUGGCAACGAAAAUCCAGAGAUCUUCAAUGGAGAUCUGCCACAUAUUAUGUAGAACGCUACAGUCAUCUCAAUAUGCUUCCCUUUUAGCUCAUGUUCAGAAAUGCAUUCAGGAGAUACAGUGUUUCGGGCAGGAAAAAAUAUCAGAACUUAUAGAAGAGGCUAUGAUAGAUCAAAGGAACAAUGUCAUUCCUCGCACUGAAAAUCUCAUAAAGAUUGUUGAGAUUCUUGGUUUGACAUCAAAUCAUGAAUUGCUUGCAGAGAGUAUAGCCCUAGAAAAGGAGAGAAUGAAGGACCAAUUCAAGACAAAGAAAGAGGAGUUAGACCAUAUCGAUCAAAUUGUGUAUCUUGUUGCCAAUAUUCGUAAUUGCAUGGUUAAACUUGAGCCUUUUGUUGCAAUAAAUGGUGUUCCUAUUCCUUCCUAUUUUCGGUGUCCUCUGUCAUUGGAACUGAUGUUGGACCCUGUGAUUGUGGCAUCUGGGCAGACCUAUGAGAGGGCUUUCAUCCAGAAAUGGCUUGAUCAUGGGCUGACUCUUUGCCCCCAAACCCGCCAAACUCUCACACAUACAAAUCUCAUUCCAAAUUAUACUGUUAAGGCUUUGAUUAGAAAUUGGUGUGAUCAGAACAAUAUAAGGCUUUGCAACACUUCUGCCAGCAACAAUAUCUCAGGCUUAUCCUUAUUUGGUCAUACAUGUCCUCAAUAUUUCAUCCAUACUGAUAGUUUCCAUGGUUCUCUUAACAGUAGCAUUUCCACUUCAAGGUCCUCUCUAGUUGGAAAUGGAUCUGAGAUGCAGAGAGUUGAGGUCUCUUCAGGACAUGAUGAGGAAGCUAAUGUAAGUUGCAGCAAGGAAACUCCAAAAUGUGACCAACCAUCUCCAGAACAGUCAUAUAUUCACAGCCGGAGUGAAUCAGUGUCUAGUGCAAUUUCUAGCAUAGAAUAUGUGCCAACAGCAUUAACAGUGGGUCUUUCUGAACAAUCAAGGGUGUCAAGUAAGCAUGGGGAUGCAAGUGAGUUAUCUGGAGAAGUCACAUCCAAAUGCACUAGUUUUUGUGCUCCAAAUAAAAGUCCAGGAUGUUCUCCAUUGUUGUCAGGGAAACAAUUCUAUAGCUCCAAAAUCAAGGUGGAAAGGACUGAAAAUGAGUGCAAUGACUACAACAGAAGCCUUUCUCUUCCAUUAUUAGAUUCGGGUUUGGAUAAUAUGGCCUCUUCGUCCUAUGUGGAGAAACUGGUCGAGGAUCUAAAGAGUCAAUCUAAUGAAGUGCAAACUGCAGCUGCAACAGAGCUGCGGCUUCUCGGAAAGCACAAUAUGGAGAACCGUAUCAUUAUUGCCCAGUGUGGAGCUAUUCCACCAUUGGUUUCAUUGCUCUAUUCAGAUGAAAAGAUGACCCAAGAGCAUGCUGUCACAGCCCUAUUGAACCUAUCGAUCAAUGAUGACAAUAAAGCCAUGAUUGCGGAAGCAGGAGCAAUAGAACCACUUAUACAUGUCCUUAAGACUGGGAAUGCAGGGGCUAAAGAGAACUCUGCUGCAACUUUGUUCAGCCUCUCUGUCUUGGAGCAAUACAAGGUAAAGAUUGGUCGCUCUGGUGCAGUGAAAGCCUUAGUUGAUCUUCUGAGAUCUGGGACCCUCCGAGGUAAGAAAGAUGCUGCUACUGCCUUGUUCAAUCUAUCAAUCUCUCAUGAGAACAAAGCACGAAUAGUCCGAGCUGGGGCAGUUAAGUAUCUUGUUGAGAUGUUGGAUCCUGCCACUGGAAUGCUUGAAAAGGCUGUUGCUCUUCUUGCAAACCUAUCUACAAUUCCAGAGGGAUGCUCAGCAAUUGGUCGUGAAGGUGGAAUCCCACCAUUAGUUGAGAUUCUUGAAACAGGGUCUCAGAGGGGGAAAGAAAAUGCUGCGUCAAUAUUGUUGCAAUUAUGCAUUAAUAGUCGCAGGUUCUGUACCCUGGUUCUGCAGGAAGGAGCUGUGCCACCUCUAGUGGCAUUGUCUCAGUCUGGCACAACAAGAGCAAAAGAGAAGUCACAGCAGCUUCUCACUCAUUUCCGAACCCAGCGAGAAGGGCCUGUGUCAAAGGCAAAAAUCAUGAUACCGGGAUAGGGAUUUUAUCAGUUGCACUCAAGUUUUGGUCUUUCUAAUACGCUUGGUGUUCUUGCAGCACCAAUGACCACCACAGCUGUUUGCUCAUAUAUGAAAUUUACACCGACUCUGCAUUGGUCGCAAUUUGGAACAGAACUGCAAAUUAAAUUAGAUUGAUCGGGGAAGUAGCUGGCCCACUGUUAACCAGAGUAACCUUGGCUUGUGGUGUAGUAAGACUUCGGUCUGAUUGUAUCCAGAAAUAUGCAUAUAUGAUGAACUCCUUGUAUCAAGUGUCAUGUUGUACAAUCAUGGUAUAGAUGCUCCUGUUCUUUGGUAAUCACUCCAGGUUCUUUGGGAUCCUUUGAUUGGUUUUUUAGUUUCUGCAAUCUGAUUUGAUAAACAAAACAUGUAUAAAUUUAGGGGGUGCCACUUGCCAGUGCGCUCUCCAUCUGGUCUGUGCAAAAAUAUGCCUACUCUAGUUUGCAACUGAUUUACUUGAACAACCUUCCGCUGUUU